Myotis davidii is the source of this 839-nucleotide messenger RNA. It is a transcript of the gene GZMM, whose product is annotated as granzyme M. NCBI's taxonomy places the organism in Eukaryota, Metazoa, Chordata, Mammalia, Chiroptera, Vespertilionidae. The transcript has 4 exons. The coding region runs from base 62 to 730 and encodes 222 amino acids. Gene Ontology annotation, molecular function: serine-type endopeptidase activity. The record is from RefSeq and is a predicted model, not a curated record. Gene Ontology annotation, biological process: proteolysis.
UGUCGCAUUUAAGACCCACAUCAUCGGUGGUCAUGAGGCUGUCCCCCACUCCCGGCCAUACAUGGUCUCGCUGCAGAAAGCCGGCACCCACUUCUGUGGGGGAGUCCUCGUACACCCGCGGUGGGUGUUGACAGCUGCCCACUGCGUGGUUCAGCCGACCCAACAGCUGAGGCUGGUGCUGGGGCUCCACAAGCUCAGAGACUUUGGCCUCACCUUCCGAGUCAAGGCAGCAGUCCUGCACCCCAAGUACAAGCCGGCCCCCAAACUGGACAACGACCUCGCGCUGCUGCAGCUGGACGCUAAGGUGCGUAGCAGCAGGACUGUGCGGCCCCUGGCCUUGCCCCGAGGGCGCCAGGCAGUGGCAGCAGGAGCAAGGUGCAGUGUGGCAGGCUGGGGGCUGACCCAACAGAGCGGGCAGCUGGCGGGAGCGCUGCAGGAGCUGGACAUGCAUGUGCUGGACGCCAGGAUGUGCAACAACAGCCGCUUCUGGAAAGGCAGCAUCACCCACAACCUGAUCUGCCUGGAAGUCAAAUCCAAGGAUCAGGUCCCCUGCAAGGGGGACUCAGGCGGGCCCCUGGUGUGCAGCAAAGGCCGGGUGGCUGGAAUCCUGUCCUUCAGCUCCAGAGACUGCACUGACAUCUUCAAGCCCCCCGUGGCCACCGCCGUGGCCCCCUACAUGUCCUGGAUCAGGAAGAUCAUCGGCCGCUGGUCGGCCCCCCCACAGGCCUGAUGCUCCACGGGUGACCCUGGCUCCUUCGUUGGCAGGACCUGCCCUUGCAGGAUCAUGGGGAGGGGCAGAGAGGGGACCGGACACAGCUCAGAGGACCAAUAAAUUGUAA